GAGGAGUUGGAUGACUUCUCUGAUUCUGGAAGUGACUAUGAGGCCAUGAUGAAAUCUACGAAGAGGAGAAAACCGGCCGUGCCUGGUCCUCAGCCACCCAAGAGACCCAGGCGGAAAGCUGCAUCGAGGGUGUCGUCCAGCCCCUCUCCUCUAAACCCCUCCCUACUGCAGCAACAGCACUCCCGGGGGACAUCCAGGCGGGCCUCUCCUAGACCUGUGGGGAGAGUGAACGAGGAGAACAUCAGUGCAGAGGAUAUCUAUGAUGCUGUCUACUCUGGAAAAAGUGCCAUGGUGACGGUGGUAGACGAGUGGCUGGACAGCUACAAGCAAAGCAGAGAGGAGGGGCUGCUGGUGCUCAUCAACUUCAUUGUUCGCUCCUGCGGAUGCAAAGGCGUGGUUAGCAGAGAGAUGUUCGACAGCAUGCAGAAUGCCGAGAUAAUCGGCACACUAACCAAAGAGUUCAACGAGGAUUCAGUGAACUAUCCUCUGUGCACUCCAGGACCCCAAUUGAAGCGUUUCAAAAACGGCCUGUGUGAGUUUGCUCGUGUUUUGGUGCGUUCCUGUCGGAAUAGCCUCAUAUACAAUGAGCAUCUCUUCCCCGCCCUGCUGGCUCUGCUCACUGGCCUGUCUGACUCUCAGGUCAGGGCCUUCAGGCACACCAGUACCCUGCUUGCCAUAAAGCUGAUGACUGGGCUGGUGGAAGUGGCUGUGAUAGUGUCCGUGCAGCUGCAGACCACCCAGCGGCGAUACGACACAGAGAACAGCAAGAGGGCGCAUGACAGAGCCUCUGACAGGCUGGAGGAGCUGAAGGCGUCCAUCAGUGAGAUGCGCGAGAAUCAAGAGGAGGUUUCCUCCAUGAUGAACGCCACGUUCCGCGGAGUGUUUGUGCACCGUUAUCGAGACCGACUGCCUGAGAUCCGGGCGGCUUGUAUCGAGGAGUUGGGCGUGUGGCUGAAAACAGAUCCUGAAGACUUCCUGAAUGAUGGAUGUCUUAAAUACCUGGGAUGGACCCUGCAUGACAAACAAAGUCCAGUGCGUCUGCAGUGUGUGCGAGCCCUGCAGGGUCUGUACCAGGAGAAGGAAUUCAUUGGCCGCCUGGAGCUUUUCACCAGCAGAUUUAAAGAGAGGAUGCUCAGCAUGGUGUUGGACAAGGACUCGGAAGUGGCAGUGGAAGUGAUCAAUCUGUUGCUGCUGAUCCAUCAGACAACAGAAGAAGGUCUGGCAGAAGAAGAGUGUGGCCGCAUUUACCCCCUGGUUUAUGCCUCAAACAGAGGGCUGGCUUCUGCAGCCGGUGUCUUUCUCUACAACAAGCUGAAAAGUGUGAUCUCUAGUGACAACCAGGAGAGUGAGAAAAGUGACUCAGCAGCCUUCUUUCAAAUCCUCAUCUCCUUCUACAUCCAGAGCGAGUUCCAUGAGCACGGUGCGUACCUGGUGGACAGUCUGUGGUCUGUGGCAGGAUCAGUGCUCAGAGACUGGGAGACCAUGACGAUGCUGCUGCUCACGGAGUCUGGUCUGAUGUACGAGGAGGAGGGGACUCUCAUAGAGCUGAUGAUGUGUGCCAUUAGACAGGCAGCACAGGGGACCCCGCCUGUUGGGAGAACACAAGGCAAAAAGAUCCUCAGUAUGAAGGACAAGAAGGUCCAGGAGCAGGACAGGAGACGAAUCACCACACACUUCAUCCCCUUACUGCCACAGCUGCUGGCCAAGUACUCGGCAGAUGCAUCGAAGGUGACCCUCCUUCUUGGAGCUCCUCUCCACUUCGACCUUGAGAUGUACAGCAGCGCUCCCACACUGGAGAAGCAUCUGGACUCGCUGCUGGGUCAGACAUGCAGCAUCGUGGAGAAACACACGGAGCUUACCGUGCUGGAGGCGUGUGCACACCUCGCCAGCGCCCUUUGCUCCGACUGCUACACCUUUUCCUCCCGGGCACACCUGGCAUUCAGCCAGCUGCUGGAUGCCCUGACGGAGUGUUUCAGUUCUUACUUAAAUGACCUACUGCAGGGAACCGCAGAUGAUGAUGACAUCUACAGCGCUGCCACUGCCUUAAAAAGGGUUGCAGCCCUCAGCAGUGCCAAGGACGUGACGGGCUGGAAGCUGUUCAACUCGUGUCUCCAGCUUCUGAAGAACAGGAUGGAGUCCGGAGAGCUUGACAAGGAGCUCAUGGUGUCGGCUCUGAAGUGUGCAGCCUUUCACCUGAUGUGGGCUGAAGUAAACGCAGUCAACUCCACGCCAUCCGAGGCAGAUUUGAAGCUUCUGAAGAAAGAGGUGCAUUCCUUCUGCAGAGUCUGUCAGGCCUGUCUGUCUGUGAACGAGGCGGAGAUGAGAGAUCAGGCGUUCGAGCUGCUCUGUGACUUGCUGCUCUUGUACAGCACGAGUUCAGCUCGCUCUGAACCCGCACUCCAAGCUUUGGUCCACCUGCCGUCCGACUCCCUGCGCUCGGAGAUGGCUGCUUUCCUCCUGGACUACGUCUUCUCCGACUCAGAGGAUUCUGCGCUAAAUG
This is a messenger RNA of Labrus bergylta (ballan wrasse), 2500 nucleotides long. The record is from RefSeq and is a predicted model, not a curated record. NCBI's taxonomy places the organism in Eukaryota, Metazoa, Chordata, Actinopteri, Labriformes, Labridae.